GUGUAGAAAUAAAUGAUGUAGACCCUGAAGUUUUUAAAGAAAUGAUGAGAUUCAUUUACACAGGAAAAGCUCCAAACCUUGAAAAAAUGGCUGACAAUUUGUUGGCAGCUGCAGACAAAUAUGCACUGGAACGGCUGAAGGUCAUGUGUGAGGAAGCACUCUGUAGUAACCUCUCGGUAGAAAAUGUUGCUGACAUUCUUAUCCUCGCAGAUUUGCACAGCGCUGAACAGUUAAAAGCACAAGCAAUAGACUUUAUUAACAGGUGCAGUGUUCUUAGACAACUUGGGUGUAAAGAUGGGAAAAACUGGAAUAGCAACCAAGCAACAGACAUAAUGGAAACAGCAGGCUGGAAGUCCAUGAUCCACUCCCACCCUCACUUAGUAGCAGAGGCCUUUCGCGCACUAGCAUCUGCACAGUGUCCACAGUUUGGCAUUCCACGCAAACGGCUAAAACAGUCAUGAAAUCUUCUAUGAACUUUAGAAAAAUUGAAUUGACUCUACUCCUCCAUGUCCAGAGGUGUUUUCACAAACCAUAACAAGAGUUUUUGUUAUCCUUGUCCACAGAACAGAAGCUGAAAAAGCCUAUUGUUUGCUUUUCAGAUGGAUAAUUUAUGGUUUAAUCCUCAGCUUUAAAUUAGACUGAUUACUCUAAUUCACUGAAAGGCCUUAAAUUAUCUUCAAUGACUCUAGUCCAUAUAGCCUAAUGUAUCUUGAUUUUUUUAUUAUUAUUUUUUAAUGUGCCUUGUCUUUUUGACUAGGCUCUGCAGGAUUGCACUAGCUCCAUAAUGCAGUAAAGUUGAUAACUGAAGAUUAAUUUUUGAAAGGGAUCUUCCAUUAUUUUCAGAAGAAAAAGAAAUGCUUAUAGUUUGGUCCUAUGCUAACUGGAAGGUUUUAACUAGCCUCUCAUUAAAAGCGCUUGAACCAGAGGCACGUAAUGUACCCUAGACAAGCGCUAAACAUAGGGAGAGCCUGUUUACCUUCAGCGAAU
This is a messenger RNA of Cariama cristata (Red-legged seriema), 987 nucleotides long. Its product is annotated as speckle-type POZ protein-like. Gene Ontology annotation, biological process: proteasome-mediated ubiquitin-dependent protein catabolic process; regulation of proteolysis. The coding region runs from base 42 to 461 and encodes 139 amino acids. The record is from RefSeq and is a predicted model, not a curated record. The transcript has 4 exons. Gene Ontology annotation, molecular function: ubiquitin protein ligase binding. Gene Ontology annotation, cellular component: nucleus; cytoplasm. Lineage: Eukaryota; Metazoa; Chordata; Aves; Cariamiformes; Cariamidae.